Pollicipes pollicipes is the source of this 1148-nucleotide messenger RNA. RefSeq lists its product as uncharacterized. Lineage: Eukaryota; Metazoa; Arthropoda; Thecostraca; Pollicipedomorpha; Pollicipedidae. Bases 160 to 804 code for a protein of 214 amino acids. Gene Ontology annotation, biological process: regulation of cell cycle; regulation of RNA splicing. Gene Ontology annotation, molecular function: RNA binding. The record is from RefSeq and is a predicted model, not a curated record. The transcript has 3 exons.
AGCAGCAGCGGUGGCAGCAACAGUAGCAGGGACAACGGCAGAAGCGGCAGAGGUGACGUGCGUGAUCGUUCCCCGGUUCGACAGCAGCACGGGGCCGCGCCGGCUGGGCCCAGCAGCGGUGGGUCUGCCCCGCGGAGGUCGGCAGAGGCGUGGGCGGCUAUGGACCCGGAGUACGCCCGCGAGCUGUGGAUGUACGAGAAGGAGCGAGAAAGGGAGCGGAUGAAGAAGGAGGCCCUCGAGGCCGUUUUGGUAGACAUUUCUGACGGUGCUCUCAGUCGGUCAAGCGUGGAGGCCACUGAGAAAGAAUCCAAGAAGGCGGAGGAGAUGAGUGAGCUAGGCUUGCGAAUACUGGACCGUUUAAAGGCGCUGCGACAAAAGCACAUUGAAGGCGACGGGCCAAAUGGCAGUGCAACGAAAGCAGAACAUAAAACUGAUGAGCAUCCUACAGAACCUCAAACCAGUCGUUCCACAGGUGGCGAGCUGUACUCCUCCUACCUGAACCUGAACUCCAAGACCCCGGUGAUGGCGCUUCAUGAGUACUGUGCGGCGCGCCAGUGGAAGGCACCCGUCUUCCACAUCACAGAGACGCCCGGCGACAAGAAGCAGCAGCACUUCUACCGAGGCGCUGUCAGGGUCAACGGCAAGAUGAACACGGCCAACGAACCAAUGCGCAGCAAGAAGGAGGCCAAGCACGAGGCUGCGCUGGUGUGUUUGCAACGGCUGGGCCUGAGGAGUGCGCACCCCACUCGGCAGCAAGAGCAGAGUGAUACGGAGGAACGAGUGAGCGUCAUCAGCUUGCCAUAACUGAUCCCGUGAUCCAGUCACCCAGUGGGCGCCGGAAGCGGAAGUUGGACAAGGAGGCCUGCGGCGCACAUUCUGACGUGCAUGCGCAGUGGGUCGAGACAUGUCGCGACGUGUCCGGUGUGUGGCUGGCGGACCGACGGUCCCCGUCUUGUUGUUGCAAUGUGUGCUGCUGUUGUAAACGCAUUUGCUUCGUCCAGGGGGUUGGCUGUUAAGACCCGACGUGCCCCGGCGUUUGAGAUGGUGUCAUUACCGAUGCAAACGAGCCGUCCGAAGAAAUGACGCGUCGAGCUGACGACAAGGCAUGGGCAUCUGCAUUUGGAAGGGAAAGAAACAUGCCGACGACA